This is a messenger RNA of Anopheles darlingi, 3582 nucleotides long. RefSeq names its product protein phosphatase 1L. The record is from RefSeq and is a predicted model, not a curated record. Bases 504 to 2054 code for a protein of 516 amino acids. Gene Ontology annotation, molecular function: cation binding; protein serine/threonine phosphatase activity. Lineage: Eukaryota; Metazoa; Arthropoda; Insecta; Diptera; Culicidae. Gene Ontology annotation, biological process: protein dephosphorylation. The transcript is spliced from 4 exons.
UUUUGGCUUUGAGGUUAGAAACUCGAGUUGCUGUAAAAAAGUAGAAUUUUUUAACAUUUUUGUGCAGUUUUCAUGAUUUUCAUGAUGAUUUCGUGGAGAUAAGAGUAAAUAAGCAUCAUUAGCAACUCCCGCCUUCAUUCCCGUUGAAAAAGUAGUCCGGAAAAGUGUGAUUCGAAUCACCCUCAAAGAAGGUUUUGUGUCCAAAGUUAGUUUUGUUUUAAUCAAGAAAUUGAAAGUGCGUUUUCGCUCGUUCGGGAAUCCUUGGAAAUUCUUGGGAAUUCCGUGCAGCUGGUUCGAAAAAAUGGCCCUAUAAAUUGCGGGCCAGAAGCGGCAGGAAAGCCGUAACCGUAUUCUGCGUCACGUAAGACCCGACGACGUCACGGCGCGCACUUAUUUUUUUUGGUCUGCAGUUUCUGCUGCGUGUCCAACAUCGGUAUCGGAGUGGUCGGGGCGGUUGGCGGAGCCGCCUUAGGCAAUCCUGUUGCGGGCUCGGAGGAAGGGGUAUGGAGGACGAGCUGGAAGAUAAGAUAUUAUACCAGACACUGUCCAAGUCGCACAUGAAGCUGCUCUCGAAGUUCGCCGUGGGCGUUACGCCGUUCAACAGCUCGCUCAGCUACGCGUGGAAGGUGAUGCGGGUGUAUCUGCUGAAGCCGGAGGUGCUGAUCGCCGGCCUGCUGAUCUGUCUCUUCGUCCUCUACCUACAAGCGGCCGAAGUAUGGAGCCGUGGGUUCAUCGGGCGCAUCAGCAGCUCGCUCGGUCUGGGCGGCAAGGGCCGAUCGGGCAAGCUGGCUCUGCUUGCGUCCGCCGCCGAGAAGCACAGCUGGGACGAACGGACCUCCGGAAGUGCCGUGUACGCCGUUCAAGGUCGCCGUGCAAAGAUGGAGGAUAGGUUCGUUAUUAGUGAGAACAUCAACAAUAGCGGCAUCUCUCUAUUUGCGAUCUUCGAUGGACACGGCGGAGAAUAUGCGGCUGAGUAUGCAAAGAACGUGCUGGUCAGGAACAUCCACGACAAGCUGGCUCAAUCCUCGGCCAUCGCCGAUGGUCGGCCGCCAAUGGAAGGGUCCAGGAGUGGUGAUUGUGACGAGAAAGACAAUCGAAAGCAAAAGAAAGCAGAAUCCGACACGAUGGACAAAGAGGAAGAGAAUGAGCGUCACAAGGUGAACCACCACAAUGCUCCGGUACCGUCGACCACCGCUUCCGAUGGUGUUCAGCGCAGGCAGAGCUUCCGCAAGUCAAAAACGGAAGAUGCGAUCGGAGUAGGCGGUGCCGGUGGAGCCAACAGCAAUCAACAGCUGGAGAACGAUCUGCUCAGCAAGUACAUGGGCAAUGCUUCGCCUGCACGGCAGCAACUGAAGAAGAAUCUGCUUAAUGGCACCGGUGCGACCACUGCUGUACCGGAAGCGAAACCGAAAACCUACGAAGCUCGAUGUUACGUGCAGAAUGGGAGUAUAAAUUUCGGUAAAAUCAUCACCGACGAGGUACUGGCGGCCGAUCAUGAUCUCGUCGAAGCAGCCCGGAAAUUGGCGGACUUUGCCGGAACGACUGCCCUAAUCGCGGUAAUUCAUCGUAGCAAGCUGAUCGUAGCGAAUGUCGGCGAUUCGCGUGGUGUUAUGUGCGAUCAUAAGGGUAACGCGAUACCACUCUCGUUCGACCACAAACCGCAGCAGGUACGCGAACAGAAACGAAUCGCCGACGCCGGUGGUUUUAUCGCGUUCAAGGGCGUGUGGCGUGUAGCCGGCAUUUUGGCGACCUCUCGUGCACUUGGGGACUAUCCGCUGAAGGAGAAGAAGUUGGUUAUCGCCGAUCCGGACGUCCUUUCGUUCGAUCUGGUCGAUCAUAGGCCGCAAUUUUUGAUCCUGGCAUCGGAUGGACUCUGGGAUACGUUUACAAAUGAGGAAGCGGUUGCAUUCGUACGUGAACGGCUCGACGAGCCACACUUUGGCGCGAAGAGCAUUGCGUUGCAAUCGUAUAAUCGUGGUUCCGUCGACAACAUAACGGUGCUGGUGAUCGUGCUGAAAAACGGUCGAUACGAGGUUGGCUCGUCGAGUGAUUGAAGUCCUGCAACACUGCUUAACGUUAGUUUGUUCAAUUAUUUUGCCUCCGUGGGAGAAAGAGAGAGGGCAGCGAUAGGGCAGCUUGAUAACUUUUGCUUUUGAUUUAUUUGUUAACACAGAUCUCGUGCAUAGCCCUGUUACACUGUGUGAUUGACACUAGUGGACAAUAGUGUCCCCCUAUCAGUGCAGCUUAUAUUCUGAGUAAUUUUUAUUUCCAUUUAAGUUUAUCUCAUUCAUCCAAAGAAGAAGGCGAUAGCAAACCUUUGUGUUUUGUGUUGCCACUAGGUCGUCACUUUUGUUGUUGUGAGUUCGUCCCUUGGUCAGUAAAUCUGAAUUACAAGUUAUAAUAGUAUGUAGUAAGUGAAGUUUUUCUGCAUUAUUGUGGCUGCUAUCAACAGACGCAACCGAGAUACUGUGCAAAAACAAUGAUCCCUGGCAUUAAUAUAGCGUUUAAUAGAUUUCUCACUGUGUGCCGCCCUUUCAUCUUUAGUUAGAUGGCUCGAUCGGGAAGUAGUAUAGACAAUCUUUUCAAAGACGUAAGGUUUUUUUUAAUUGGAAGAGCGGAUAAAGUUCUUAUGUGAACAAUUUUUUAAUUCUCUUUUAGCUAAUUUGAUGUCUUUUUACGAGCUCUACACAGAAUCGCUGGGAAUGACAAAAUAAAGAUUCCCUUUUUUCUUUGCAUUGGAAUGAAACAUUUGCUCAACAUAAAAAGUAAAUUGGACAUGCAUCAAUGACAAAUGAAGGAAUCAGAUACUACAACUAGAUAGGGUAAUUUUGGAACGAAGAAUCUAAUUGGACACAUAAAGACACGGAAAACGGACGAGCUUAUGCUUAUUGGCGGUAUUGGCUGAGCAGCACAGGAAGUUAAAAGAUUUCAACUUGAGGGACCUUUUGGGAAUGUUGUAUCGUAUUGGUGGGUGUUUGAGUGGAUUUGUGGCUACAGUUGGAGAUGGUGCCAAAGCUUAGUACACGUGCUCGACGCACGGGGUGUUGUAUCUCUCAUUGGGAACAAGUGGUUGAAUGAUUUUUGAGCGAAAAUUUGAACAUUUUGGUACAUAAGAAAUGUCGUAAAUCGACACAACAAGACAGCUUGACGAAAGGAUGUGGUUAACGUGGGAACCCAUUCCGUCAAAUUAGUAGCAUUAAGAAAAAAAAGAUCAGUGUGUUUAAAAGAAUGAGGCGAUAAAAGCUAUCAUUGCGCCACGCAACUGUACGAUCAAAUCAUAAGCAACUGAUAAGAUUUAUCGCUGUAUUAGCUGAUCUGUUGGUUGUUUUAUUGGGCAACCAUUUCCACUGAUAAUCGAUACCAGGCAACUAUAAGGGACACUUACGAACGAGCUCCCCACACGCACCGAUUCCCGCGCACACAUAAUAACACAAUUUUUGGAUUGAACCAAUUUGCAAGUAACCAGUUCCCUUUACCUGCAUUGCCUUCUUGCUCCCGUUUUUGUAAUUGUACAUAUCCUUCUCGAUGGGUAGCACAAAGCCCGAACACGAAUCUUUAAUAAAAACUCUUAUAAAUCCUCUA